AUGUCGCCCUCGACGUCUUCUUCUUCGCUUUCUCGUUCCGCGUCUGCCUUUCCUUCGUCCAAUGCAAUCGACAUUCGCUUUCAGCAAAAUGACCUCCAAUUUACGUUGUCCGUUCCCAGCGAAUACUUCUCGUUACUGCAAUCUCAUAAAAAUGCCUUUCUUCUUGGAUCUACAUCUACCAGCACGGAUGAGCCCCAGGCCCCGAUUGAGCUGGCUCUUGCUUUCAUCGAAUUCCUCAUUCAUCAGAAGAUUCCCGAUGUAGCCCUGGCAGCUGUUACGCGGGCUUUGGAGUCGGAAUUCCUUCAGGGGAACGACAUCCAUACUCUGAUUAGUGGGCUGGCAGCAACCGUUGAGCAGCGUCAAAAUCUGCUACGAAUAUACUUUAGUGCGUCUGCUAGACGAGACUGUGAGCCAUAUGGUAGUACCCCAGCCUCCCGAACUGUCAAUAGUGCCUUGUUCAAUGAGGCAAAACGGGGUCAAUUCCACAUCAUGGCGGUCUUUGGCGGACAGGGCGAUGCGAGCCGCUCAUGCGUACAAGAGCUGUCGGACCUUCAAGCCACGUACAGUCCAAUGUUGCGAGGCUUUUUGCAAGUUAUGGGAUCUCAUCUGCUCAAGCUCUCGCAGCUCCAAGAAACAGCCACCUACUACGCAGGACGGCCGUUCCACCUUGAAAGCUGGAUUUCAGAUCCCGAUAGUAUCCCGGACAGUGCAUUUAUUGCCGGCUCCCCAGUAAGUGUGCCGGUCAUUGGACUCUUGAGUCUCGCUCGAUACGUGGUUAUCUGCCAAGUUCUUGGCCUAACCCCGGGUGGACUCCGACAAAUCCUACGGGCCACAACAGGCCACUCGCAAGGGUUAUUGGUAUCUAUCGUGAUAGCCCUUUCGGACUCGUGGGAUUCGUUUUACGAAAACUCUCAGCUCAUUCUCGAAGCAUUGUUCUGGCUGGGUUGGGACUGCCACCAUAAUGCCCCGUGGAGCAGAGUUCCCGCGACGGCCAUGGGUGAUCAGACAGACCAGAGCGCACCGUCAUACAUGCUUUCUGUGCGGGGAUUGAAAAAGGAGCAGAUGCAGACGAUUAUUGCACGUGUCAACAAGCGUCUGUCUGAGGGGUCAGAAGUUCAUCUGGCAUUGAUUAACGCCCGGGAUCAGCUUGUGGUCGCUGGUCCGGUGGCGUCCUUGGUUCGCCUUCAAACUCAUUUGCGCGAACUGAGCAGCUCCGACGACCAGAGUCGAGUUCCCUUCAGCAGCCGAAAGCCUUCCAUCCAGCAUUCGUUCUUACCUGUCAGCACACCGUUUCACACGCCAUACCUACGAGCGGCCGCGGAGUCAUUGAAGACACGUUUUGCCAACCGACCCAUUCUCCCUCAUCAGUUGUUGAUCCCAGUGUACCACACACAGACCGGUCAGGACCUUCGUAAAGGAUACACGGACGUUCUUCAUGUUGCAUUUGAUGCGAUCACUCACGAACUGUGCGACUGGCCCACGGCGUUGACGGGGGCAGUUGUUCCCUCGCAAAGCAACUUUCAGUUUCUGUCACACAUCAUCGUUUUUGAUCGAGGGGGCCUUGCACCCCUGAUCAAGAAGGUGAAAGAUGGACAGGGCGUCCGCAUUAUUCAAGGUGCCGACUUAGAUUCCCGAGACUCUACAAUAGGCACAAUGAGGGAUCUUGUCUGCCCCAAUUUGUUGACCUCCUCUAUGAGAACUCAGAGUUGGGGUUACCGGUUCCAGCCGAGGCUGACGACCGGAAAUCCAUUCGGGAUUGAAACGCGUCUUAGUCGGUUGCUAGGCACUCCGCCAGUCAUGGUUGCUGGAAUGACUCCUACAACCAAGCACUGGGACUUCGUGGCAGCCAUUAUGAAUGCCGGGUAUCAUGCUGAACUGGCCGGAGGUGGCUUCUUCAAAGCAUCUGACAUGGCCGCGGCCAUCCGACAGCUCUCAAGUAGCAUUCCUGCAUGGCGCGGGAUUACUUGCAACCUCAUAUAUGCCAACCCCAUAUCCAUGGCCUGGCAGGUCUCCUUACUCCGCCGUCUCUCACAGCGAGAAGUCCCGAUCGACGGUCUCACCAUCGGUGCGGGUGUUCCAUCUCCGGAUGUCGUGGCAGAGUAUAUCCAAAUGCUGGGGAUACGCCACAUCAGCUUCAAGCCAGGCUCUGUCGCUGCAAUACGCCAGGUUGUCACCAUCGCCAAGAACCACCCAGACUUCCCCAUCAUACUCCAGUGGACAGGAGGCCGCGGGGGAGGCCAUCAUUCGUUCGAGGACUUUCACACACCGAUCCUAAGCACUUAUGGCCUUGUCCGUGAACAGGCCAACAUCUAUCUGGUCGCAGGUAGUGGCUUUGGCACCGGGGAAAGCAUUUACCCAUACCUGACUGGGUCGUGGUCUAUGCCGAUGGGGUAUCCCGCGAUGCCAUUUGAUGGCAUUCUCAUUGGCAGCCGCAUGAUGGUUGCGCGCGAAACUCAUACCUCGCCCGCCGUCAGAGACCUGAUCUGCCGGACACCCGGUGUCCCUGACAGUGGUUGGGAAAAGACGUAUGGGGGUUCUGCCGGCGGGGUCAUUACCGUGCAAUCCGAAAUGGGCGAGCCGAUUCACAAGAUCGCCAACAGAGGGGUGCUUUUCUGGGCUGAAAUGGAUAAAACCGUGUUCAGCUUACCUCGAAAGAAUCGCAUCGCAUACCUCAGCCAGCAUCGUGAAACGAUAAUCAGGCAAUUGAACGAUGACUUUGCGAGGCCAUGGUUUGGUCGCAACUCCCAGGGAAAAUCUGUGGAUCUCCAAGACAUGACAUACGGCGAGGUGCUCACUCGGAUGAUCGAGCUGAUGUAUAUUCGCUCGCAACGCCGUUGGAUUGACCAGUCGUACAUCAACUUUACCAUGAACUUUGCUACGCGUGCCCUAGAGAGAUUCCAUGGAUCCAAAGGCAACCUUAAGUUCACUUCUGCCAUUCUCAAGGAAGACCCAGAGACAUUUCUGGACGCCUUCCUUGCUGCUUAUCGGGAGUGGGUUGACGAUCUUCUGAACCCUGAGGAUGUGUCAUUCUUUCUACUUCAAACCAAGCGACUGGACCAAAAGCCCGUCAAUUUCAUCCCGGCCCUCAAUGACGACUUUGAGUUCUAUUUCAAAAAAGACUCUCUAUGGCAGUCUGAAGAUAUCGAAGCUGUGGUCGACCAAGAUGCCCAGCGGGUUUGUAUUCUUCAUGGUCCUGUUGCGGCGCAGUAUUCCCAUGCCGGAAACCAAUCGGCGAAGGAUAUCUUAGACGGUAUCAUGUCAACACUGUCCGACUUUCUCCAGCGGGACCUCACUCAGGAUGACCUCAGUCCCGGGCCUGGAAGUGGCCUCGUCACGCCAGAUUCCUGGUCUACCGUCUCAUCAGCCGCCCGGGACCUACCGCUGGACGAAAUGUCCACUCCGUCAUCCGUGACGAUCUCAGAGUCUACCGAAGAUGGAUCCCUGUCUCCGCUGGGACUGGGGAGCUGUCGCGCUGUGCCUGUCUGGGUGCAGGCCAUUCUCAGUGAGAGACUAGUACUCCAAGGUCGGGAAAGACAACGGAAUCCUGUGCGCGACUUUAUCACGAGUUAUCCAGGGUCUACUGUCUGUCUCAGUGCAGAUCUAUCCGAGUUGUCAAUAGUGUCCGAAAAGACUCGAUCACAAUCCUUCAUGACGCUCAAAUCGCAUAAUGGAAUUGAUAUCGUGGUCGAAGCACGACCUGAGGAAAAGGCCAGCGCGCUGAGGCUGCUUUAUCAAUUCAAUCCGCAUAGCAUACCAUCAAGGAUAGUCGAGGUGACCGACCGUCGCAACGAGCGGAUAUGCGAGUUCUACAAAAACAUCUGGUUUGGCCCGCAGAGAAAUGAGAUGUCUCUCCGCGAUACCUUCUAUGGUCGCGAAGUGACGCUUACAGCUGAAGUGCUCAAUGAAAUGAUCAUGGCUGUCGGAUCCGCCUUCCAGGACCACAGAGUCAUGUUUCCAGAGACAGCUAUUGUUCCCAUCGGCAUGGGUAUCGUGAUCGCCUGGGAAGCCAUCUCGUGGCCGUUGGUCGCAAAAGGUCUCAAUGGCGAUAUUCUUCGUUUGGUUCAUCGAUCAAAUUCGUUUGAAUAUUGUCCUGGUGCCACACCCCUUCGUCUUGGCGAUGUUGUCAGUUCUCGGUCGCAAGUUCGAGCUAUAUAUGCUGAGGAGGGGGGAAAGGUCAUUGUUGUGGAGGCUACGAUUAGUCGCCUAGCCAAACCGGUGAUGACAGUGACCUCUACGUUCUUGAUUCGAGGGUCGGCCAAGAGCGAUCAAACCACUUUCCAACAUAUCAGAGAGCCUGAACGAACGCUUCUCCUGUCGUCAUCCAUAGAUGAGUCCGUUCUUAGACAUCGCAAUUGGCUCCACCUGCAUGAAAACGCACCCCCUCUGGUAGGGAGAUCACUCGUCUUCAACCUGGAUACCCACAUCACCUAUGCAGGGACGAAAAUCCAAAAUUUGGCGGUUACCGGAACAGUAUCCUGUCAGAUCAAUGGCCAGCAGUGGGCGCAAAUAGGCACGGUUAACUUCGAAUGUAACGAGUGCGUCGGAAACCCUGUCGUUGAGUUCCUGGAGCGCAAGGGCGUUGCGAGCGGGCGGGCGGACCUCGACACGCCAGGCUGGUCCGGGCCAUCAACGCUGGAGAUCCAAAUGCCCGCCAGCAACCAUGCCUACGCACAAGUAUCGAAGGACUUCAAUCCAAUUCAUACGUCGACGGUUUUUGCCAGCCUGGCCCAACUGCCUGGGCCGAUAUGCCAUGGCAUGUGCACGUCUACGAUUGCGGCAUUUGCGUUGGAGCACCUUGUGCUAGAAGGCGAGCGCGGUCGGCUCCGCCAGUUUAAAGCUACUUUCACUGCGAUGGUGUUGCCGUUGGAGAAGCUGGUGGUGAAGCUCAGGCAUAUCGGGAUGAUCGAGGGACGAAUGCGGUUCUCGAUCGAUGUCCUGCGCAAGAACAACGAAGUCGUCCUGCGAGCCGAAGCGGAAGUUGAGCAGCCUGGUACGGCGUAUCUGUUUACCGGUCAGGGCAGUCAGAGCAAAGGCAUGGGCAUGGACUUGUACAAUGCAAGUCCAGUAGCAAAGGCUUUGUGGGACGACAUUGAUGCGCAGCUUUAUGAGGCUUACGGCUGGUCGGUGCUUGACAUUGUUCGGAACAACCCAAAGAAACUCACGGUCAACUUUGGUGGCAAGCGAGGCCGAAAGAUCAAGCAAAAUUACCUCGCCAUCACCGCCGAAGCCACACUUCCAGACGGCAGCCGGAUUUUGAAGCCUGUUCUGGCAGAUCUCACGCCGGAGUCGACGUCAUACACGUUCACAGACUCACGAGGGCUGCUGUACUCGACACAGUUCGCACAGCCGGCGAUUCUGGUAUUUGAGGCAGCGGUCUUCGGCGAAAUGCGCACCAAAGGAUAUGUAUCCCAGGACGCAGUGUAUGCCGGCCAUUCGCUCGGAGAAUACGGGGCUCUCAGCGCGUUGUCUCGCUACAUUCCCAUCGGCGCUUUGGCUGAACUAGCUUUCUAUCGGGGGUUGAUGAUGCAAGCGUCGGUGGACGGACAAGGAAGCAUGACAUACGGCAUGGUAGCUGCCAAUCCGACGCGUGUUGGAUCGUACUUUGAUCAAUCUGCCUUGGCCCGCUUGGUGGAUAUUGUCGCUAGAGAAAGCCAAGAGCUGCUGGAGAUCGUCAAUUUCAAUGUCGACGGAGAGCAAUAUGUAUGCUCAGGAACGACCACAAACUUGCAUGUCCUCGGGAAGCUUAUGGACCACAUCGCCCAGUCGGCCAGCGGGCUCGACCAGGUUCGGGCCGUGGUGGAAUCAAAAUCCGCAGACGGCGGCGGGACCGAACUCCAGCGGGUCAUCCAGGCUCUACUUGCAGAAGCGCGCAGUCUCCCGCGUCCCAUCGAGCUUCAGCGCGGAAAGGCAACCAUCCCCCUUCAAGGGAUUGACGUGCCCUUCCACUCCAGCCACCUGCGGUCCACGGUCGAUCGAUUCCGGCAGUGUCUGCUGAAGCCGGGGUUCCUGGAGGGAAACGUGGACGUCGACGAGCUGGUGGGCAAGUACAUUCCCAAUCUGAUGGCGAAACCGUUUUCGCUGGACGAAGCGUACAUACGAGAGGCGUACGAACUGACGCAGAGCCCGAUCUUGGGGCAAAUGCUGGGAAAGCGCGGUGGCAAAUUAGGAUAG
Aspergillus steynii IBT 23096 is the source of this 6171-nucleotide messenger RNA. RefSeq names its product beta subunit of fatty acid synthase. Lineage: Eukaryota; Fungi; Ascomycota; Eurotiomycetes; Eurotiales; Aspergillaceae. The transcript has 4 exons. Gene Ontology annotation, cellular component: fatty acid synthase complex. The record is from RefSeq and is a predicted model, not a curated record. Gene Ontology annotation, biological process: long-chain fatty acid biosynthetic process. The coding region runs from base 1 to 6171 and encodes 2056 amino acids. Gene Ontology annotation, molecular function: [acyl-carrier-protein] S-acetyltransferase activity; enoyl-[acyl-carrier-protein] reductase (NADH) activity; [acyl-carrier-protein] S-malonyltransferase activity.